UAACGUCAGCCCGGAAAAUACCGUAAACAUUGUUUGUAAAUAAAACUGUCCAGACAUCGCAACAUUUAUCGUUGAGUAAUAAUGAUAAAAGUAUAUAUUUAUGUGAAAUGUCGCUGAAGACGGCAUUGACCAUCGAGAUUGCUCAGGACAAUGAAUAACGUCAUUCAAUCCGGCAGUACGUGUGACCGUCUAAUUGAUGACUACACCAAUUUAUUACGAAAUUCUAACCAAACGCAGGGUCUUUACCGUUUGCUUGUGCUAAUAAUCACCGAUUAUUCUGUUUUCGAUUUGUGCUCCUUCAAAAUUAAAAAUGCGAGGUCUUAAGAUUACACUGGCCCAUCAACAGCCAAAUUAAAAUUUGCCUCGAAAAAUACUUAGCCGUGAGGAAUCUACACAAUGGCGUUAAUACUGCAGUAUAUAAAUGACAUGCACCUGUUUAUGGACAAAUAUGGAGAUCCUCGAACGAAUCCAUGGUUCCUGAUGAGUUCCCCGUUACCUACUUUAAUAAUAUGCCUAAGUUACGUUUAUCUAGUCAAGGUUUUAGGUCCACGAUUUAUGGAAAAUAGGAAGCCAUAUGAACUAAAAAAUUUUUUAGUAGCAUACAACUUGUUUCAAGUAUUGUUCAGCUCAUGGUUAUUUUACGAGAUCGGCUCAUCGGGCUGGUUCACAGGCAGGUAUAACUUUCACUGUCAGCCGGUCGACCACUCCAAACAUCCACAAACAAUGAGGAUGGUUUAUGCCUGCUGGUGGUACUAUUUUUCCAAAUUCACUGAAUUUCUUGAUACGAUCUUCUUCGUGCUGCGAAAGAAGUUUGAUCAUGUGUCUACCCUGCAUGUGAUUCAUCACGGUGUGAUGCCAAUGUCAGUUUGGUUCGGCGUCAAAUUCACGCCUGGCGGUCACUCUACUUUCUUCGGUCUCCUCAACACUUUCGUCCACAUCAUUAUGUACACUUACUACAUGCUGGCAGCCAUGGGACCACAAAUGAGGCCCUACCUUUGGUGGAAGAAGUACCUGACUACAUUACAAAUGGUGCAAUUCGUGGGCAUAAUGGUGCAUGCAUUCCAACUGCUAUUCAUUGAGUGCGACUACCCGCGUGCUUUCGUCUGGUGGAUCGGCAUGCAUGCUGUUAUGUUCUUCUUCCUCUUCAGAGACUUCUACAACCAGUCUUACAGCCAGAGGCCUAAGGUCCGCGCUAAAUCUCCGAAACCGGACGCAAUAGAGACGACAGAGAUCAAAGACAAAGAAAUAACGUACAAAAACGGCUCAACUAAGAACGGCUACAGUAACGGGCACACGAACGGAACUCUAGUACGUGCCCGCACGGUACUGCCCGCCGGCAACUGACGCCGCGUCACCAACCCCACCUAGCAUUCCGGAACAUUCUGUGAUUCAUAGCCGAGAGUGGUCGCCGGACGUUGAAGCCAAAGCUUUAGACGUAGCCUGGGGGAGGUUAUUGAGGGUCAACUGUUUACCCUUAUCACUAAAUAAUCGUCGUGUUAUUGUCAGUUACCAUAAGUAAAAUCCUCCCACAGGGUUAAGGAACAAAAAAGUCCUUGCUGCGCCAAUAGCUGAAGCUGUAUUUGUGCGUGUGGACUUGCGGGCCCAGCCGCCUGCCGGCCGGCGCCCGCACUUGUUAGUGUUAAAUGAGAUUUAUUUAGUGUAAAUAUAGAUGGUAUCAAUGGUGUAAAUUUUAUUUUAAUGAGAUGUAAAAGUAUAGCUAGAUUUGUGAUCGCAUAGCGUUUUGUACUUUUAUUAGAAGUUAUAGAAAUUAGAAAUUAUAGGACAUCUGAAAAGCAGUCAUAAUAAUCACCGAUAGUCUUUGUAAAAGGGUGCUUUUUCAAUGUUUCAUGUUUUUUUAUAGUUUUGUGGAAUAAAGUACCUUGCCGCAAUUAAGUUAAUACAAUGAAUAAAUACGAUUAUUAUAAAUGAGCAUUAGAUAUUUCAUAUUAUGAAGUGAAAUAAAGCAAUUUUCUUGGAAUAUUUUUAAUAACGUUUGUUAUACAUAAUAACUUUGAAAUUAGAUAUAUUCAAAGUAAUAAUGACUGCACUCAUCGAAGUACAACCAAGUUUUGAUUUUUAUUUCAAAGAAGCAAUCGAAUCAAUGCAAUUUAGCGUAAUAUGACACCGAAGUGGUUGUGUUGGUUAUUUAUUUUGAUUAAUUUAUAUUUUAUUUAUACCAAAAUUAACUAUAAUAAGAUCAAAUUAAUAACGGGUUUUAUAGCAGUAGCCAGCAGCUCUUCCUUAGUCUUCCGUUUCAAUUUGUGCUUAGCUAAAUUACCAGGUGCUUAUAGUACUCGGAACAAUGUUGACUGCGAGCAGCCAAUAUUCGUCGCCAUUUUUUAUGCCCAUUUUCUUUCGUUUAACCAUUCGUUGAGUUCAUUUUAC
Messenger RNA from Hyposmocoma kahamanoa, 2385 nucleotides. Its product is annotated as elongation of very long chain fatty acids protein AAEL008004-like. The coding region runs from base 397 to 1344 and encodes 315 amino acids. Gene Ontology annotation, cellular component: endoplasmic reticulum membrane. Gene Ontology annotation, molecular function: fatty acid elongase activity. Gene Ontology annotation, biological process: fatty acid elongation, monounsaturated fatty acid; fatty acid elongation, polyunsaturated fatty acid; fatty acid elongation, saturated fatty acid. The record is from RefSeq and is a predicted model, not a curated record. The transcript has 10 exons. Lineage: Eukaryota; Metazoa; Arthropoda; Insecta; Lepidoptera; Cosmopterigidae.